Molecule: messenger RNA, 2487 nt
Organism: Vicia villosa (hairy vetch)
Lineage: Eukaryota; Viridiplantae; Streptophyta; Magnoliopsida; Fabales; Fabaceae
Exons: 4
Coding region: 713-1567 (284 amino acids)
Source: RefSeq, a predicted model, not a curated record
UUCUUUUACUGAUAUACUGAUUUCAGUCUCAACUACAGCUGUUGCACGAAGGAGGAAGAUUAAAGAAGCUUCUGCCCCAAAAGAGUCUGAGACAUCUAAAAGCGACAAACCAAACGAAAGUGAUUCGAUCGUCACGGAUAAGAAGCCCACGAGCUCGAAACCCCCAACGGGUUCGAAGCGUAAAGCUUCUUCGACCAAUGCCUCAGAUGGUGAAGACAAAUCUCCUCCUCAAACUAGACAAGGACAGAAAAAGAAACACAAAGCUGUUACCCCUUCAAGAAAAGGGAAAAAGGCAAGUCCUUCAAAAGCUGCUUCUCCUGGCAAUAAGGCGUCUUCUGAAGAGUCUCCUUUGAAGACUGCCAGCAAUGCUCUUGUUUUGGAAAGUCAUAACUCAAGCCCAGACAAUAAUCCACCCAAGGAUGAUGCUGGCACUGCUACUUCUGGUUUCAAAGACCCUGGCCUCACCAUUGAUGUUGAUAAACUUUAUGAUACUUCUCAAGCUAGAACCCAUGUUCUCUCACCAGUCUUCGAAGACGUUAGGCCAAUUGCCACUAUAUUGCCUAAUGAGCCAAUCGAAGAAAGCCAAUCUACUGACGAAUCCCCACCUACUCAUCAAGGCAAAGAUUUGGAAGAGGAUCAUCCAUUCUCCGGCAGCGACAAUGUGAACCAGCAAUCACAUGGCAACGAAGAUUCUGCAUCGGAGAAAGAUGCCAUGGAGGAGAUUUCUCAACCAGAAAAACCAAUUUCUCAAGGAACUUCGACUCCCGAUGUAAAAACUAUUCCUGAGACAACUUCGACGCCUGCUCCUACGAAGCCUACUCCUUCGGAGCUUGAACAACUUAAACAAACUGAUCCUCUUGGGUUCCUAAGGGCUAUCAUGAAUGUGAAUACUUCUUCACUUUCGGAGCCUGAUGUCUCUCCAGCUGUAACUGCAGAUUCUAGUGACAAGGAAGAUACUCCUAAUCUUCUUCGACAGAUAAAAGAGAGAUUCUUUGGGGUCAAUCUUGUAGAUGUUCUCAACCGGGACCCUGUUAAAAGCUACAACUUAAAUCAACUUUUAAAGAAAGUAGAUUUGCUUCAAGUUUCCCCAGAAGUCUCAGAGAUGAUUGUUCUGCUAGGCUCUCUCCUUGAACAACUCCAAGCUGACAUUCUUCGAAAGCAAAACGUCGAGAAAGAAUUAUCUGAGAUAGUGGCCUCUCAUGACUCUUCAUGGAAUUCUGCUGUGGAAGCCACAAAACAAGGUGAAGCCCUCAAGCUUAAACAUUCGGCGAAUCAAAAAGCCAUUGAUGAAUAUGAGAAGAAAAUCAGCUCCUGGAAACAAGAAAUAAAAAUGCUCGAGGGCAAGAUAAAGGAAGCUGAAAGUAGCCAAGCAGCCCUCCAAGAAUCUAACCAACAAGAUUUGCUCGAAGUGGUGCAGUCAGGAAUCAAACAUUUCGAGACUGCACAGAAGUUAGUGCCAGAGAUCGAAAAGUUGAAGAAACAAAGGGCACUAAUUGAACUUCGAAUGUCCUCAUGGGAAACUCAAUAUCUGAAGAUCAAAAGGGAUCUCCCUGAGGACUUUAGCUAGAUGUCUUCAAUCUUGUUUCAUUUGUUGGAUUUUUAUUUUGUAAUCGAGACAUAUAAUAUUUGUACGCCUGACUCCCAUUUCUAUCUAUAAUAUUUGCUUGCACUAAUUUUAACAAAUCUUUCAAUUUUCUGCCAAAUAUAUCUUUAGAUUUCCUACAGUGCUUUUAUUAAAUACAACAUGUAGAACCUGAACAUCCUUCGCAGCACUCUUGCCUCUAGACUUGACGUUUCCACUUCUUCUAGCCAUAAUCAUUAUUAAAAGUGACGUCACUUUCUCCAAAACGUCGGUUUUCAGACGUGCGUGCAUCAGUUUAAUGAUUACUUUUCAACUUCCAAGGGCGGGAAACGGCGGAGGCCAUAACUUCUUACUUUGAAAAACGAACCGCAGUCUAAUCACUCAUUAAAAAUGUAAAACCAACCUUCAGUAUUCUCCUUCUAUAUAAAGGGUUCCAUAUCACUUUUAUUUCUUCAUUCAAGUAUUUCUUCCCCAAACCAAAACACAGAAAAAAGAGAAAACACAACUCUUUCCUCUCAAACACCAUUUUUCCCUGAAAUGGCUGGAAUUCUCUCCUUUAACGAUCUCAAAGCUCUCAUCAAGGGUGAGUUCAGACUUGAUGAGGAUGAACUCCUUCGUCAUUUCAUUAACAUUGAAAAUCUCUUUGCUAAUCAGGAACUGAACUUCUACUUUGAGGAAGUCCUGGAGGGUGCCAUCUACCCUAAUAUGGUGGCAGAGUUUUGGAUGAAUGCGUCUUUACGCAUGGACCCUGAAGGUAGAGCCACCAUUGAUUCAUCCGUUCGACAUGCUCACCUUAGCAUUACCCCCACCACUAUUGCCAAUCUCAUAAGAUGCAAUAACACCGGAGCAACUUUUGAUGAUAAUGUUCUCAGCAUGACUACUCAUAUCAUGUUGAGAACACUCAU